This is a messenger RNA of Gymnodraco acuticeps, 1026 nucleotides long. RefSeq lists its product as uncharacterized. The transcript has 2 exons. The record is from RefSeq and is a predicted model, not a curated record. Bases 177 to 614 code for a protein of 145 amino acids. Lineage: Eukaryota; Metazoa; Chordata; Actinopteri; Perciformes; Bathydraconidae.
CUUGUGAGGAGGAAUGCUUUGCACCUUUAAGAGCUCUGUGCCAAAUCCUCCACACAAGGCGGUCCGUUGGAAUGCACUUCCACUCAUGCACAUAACAUCUGCUGACAACAUACCUGACCUCCUGAGGCAAGUGGUACUUUUUAUGACAUCCCUGAGCACUGCGAUAAGCGGACAACAUGAAGACCAAAUCUCUUCCGUUGAGGUUGUUUGAUAGAAAUACAGCCUCAGGUGACACUCUCAAUGUACAAGCAGCAAAAUAUCAGCAACAUGUGGAUCACCAGGAGAGCCCGGAUCACUCUGGACACAACGACAGCCGAACAGUGGGUGACAACAGACAAAAUGAGAAGAGCCAUCGAGGAGUUCAUUUUGCAUUUCUGCCAGAGACGUAUGAGCCGCUGGUAGAUGAGGAGGAGCAAGACGAGGCAAAAGAAGAGAAGAAGAAAAGGAAGAAAGAAAUGUACAAAAAAGUCAGGAAGAAUGUUGGCAAGGCUCUGCGCUCCACCUGGAAGUGUCUAAUGCUCGGUCUGUACAAUUUUGCCCUGGGCUACUCUACUCCGAUCACAGUGGCUGCUACUUUUGUCCCUGAUUUCCACCACGGCAGGAACAAGCCCUGAGCCUCCACUUUUUUUUUUUUUAGCUGUACAUACCAGUGAACCAACGGACACAAGACUUUUCAUAUGUGUAUAAUAUUUGUGUAUGAGAAUGUAUUUUGUUACUAAACAUUUUAAUUACAAUAAGCAUGUUUGCUGUAGGAUCUGAAAAAAAUAUACUUUUGUAAGACAGGCCUUUUUUACCACAUUGGAAAAAAACUGGUGUUUCUAAUAAGACACAGUGUACUAAUCAACUGUCAUCAUGUAUUUCUUUAUUUAAACCUGUACAUGUGUGACAUGUCGGUGUUAACAAUCCUAAUGUCAUAAUAUGGCACACUAAGCUUUGCAAGAUGUGCACACACUGUAAACCCCAACAGUACUACUAACUCAUAAGUAUUAUGGGUACUGCAAUCAAAACCAAAUAUCAAGUCAACCG